This is a messenger RNA of Sorghum bicolor (sorghum), 540 nucleotides long. Its product is annotated as extensin-like. NCBI's taxonomy places the organism in Eukaryota, Viridiplantae, Streptophyta, Magnoliopsida, Poales, Poaceae. Bases 1 to 540 code for a protein of 179 amino acids. The transcript has a single exon. The record is from RefSeq and is a predicted model, not a curated record.
AUGCGCCCCACGCGCCGCCGGCCGGCCACGCGCCCCCACGCGCACCGCGCGCCGCCGGCCACGCGCCCCCACGCGGCCCAGCGCGCCCUACGCACCGCCGGCCACACGCCCCCACGCGCCCCAGCGCGCCCUGCGCACCGCCGGGUGCUUGGCCCCCGCUCGCCGCCGGCCACCUGCUCCCCCACGCGCCGCCGUCCGCCCUGCUGCCGGCGCCAUCCAGCGCGCCCUGCUCGCCGCCAGCCGCCUGCGCCUCCCUGCGCGCCGCCCCCCCACUCCGCGCGCCUCCCUGCUGCCCACACUCUGCGCAGCAGCCCCCCCACGCAUCGUCGGCCGCCGCUAGUGCGUCACCGGCCAAAUCCACACUCCACGCGCCUCUGCUCGCCCGCCCGCGCGCAGCCGGCUAGCUGCCUGCCCACGUGCCCGCUUGCGCGCUGCUCGCCUCCCGCCCGUGCUCCUUCAGCCCCAGUGGCCGACGCCCGCGCCGUUUCUGCUCGGCAGCAGCCGCGACCAGUCUUGCCUCUCUCGCCGCCCCUGGAUUGA